Molecule: messenger RNA, 2598 nt
Organism: Photinus pyralis (common eastern firefly)
Lineage: Eukaryota; Metazoa; Arthropoda; Insecta; Coleoptera; Lampyridae
Gene: Ufd1-like
Exons: 5
Coding region: 122-2488 (788 amino acids)
Cellular component (GO): VCP-NPL4-UFD1 AAA ATPase complex
Molecular function (GO): polyubiquitin modification-dependent protein binding
Source: RefSeq, a predicted model, not a curated record
UCUAAUUAGUUUUAAUCUGCAUUGUUCUUUGUUGUCUGUGUCUAAUGCGCCGCCCCUUCAUCUUUCAAGUUGUUUUUAAAUUCUCCAGAAAUGUUGUAGUCAGAUGUAGAAUGAUAAAAAAAUGAACAAGGAGCGAUUUUUGAGAGACUUUCACGCAGUCUUAGCGCACCACGUAAGCUGCGUGUUAAAAUCGGGAAUGCUCCUGGACGAAGACAUGAGCCUGUUGACGACUUUCUGGGAUCCGAACUUUUACCAAGACACCGUGCGGUUUGACCGUCGAUUGCUGGUUACGUCGGCCGCGCUUACGACUGUCGGCCUCGCUACGACCGUUAAACUGAACAGCAUUUACCCGUUUUUGAUCUCCGCACUGCCGACGAGCAUGCAGCUAAUGUCACGGUCGAUUGUGUGCUAUCGCACGAGGCGGUACAAGAGACGGUUCGAACGCCUUCUUUGCCUGAUCAAAUCUACGUAUUCGAUCACCAAGGAAAUUGCCCAGUACUAUAAGAAGCGCGACGCCGCCGUCAAGAGUCACAAGCUUCAAGUUGGCGCGUUUAACAUACUGGUGGAGCCCGGCGAGGUGUUUCUGAAAUUCGUGGCGAGCAGUCUGCACGAGGUCGUCGAUCAAAUUCGAAAUUGCAUGGUGCAAGUUUGCCUAUCGGUCCCGAUUACCGAGGGGGACUUCGUUGCGUCGAUCGAUUGGAACUUGGACGAUCUGCGAGUGACCGCCGACUUCGGUUUUAAAGAGGUGCGAGCUCGGUUCGACAAACUGUCCGAUCUCUUCCUGCUGAUAACCUCGAAUUUUCUCGGCUGCGUCGGUUUAAGCUGCUGCGUGCAGUUGUGGAGGGAGCGGUGUGACUUGCCGCACGUGCUCGAUUGUUUGUUACCGGAGCUGGUGGGCAAGUUAGACGGGUUGUUAAACGAAGUUCGCGCUCAAUUUAAUCGGAUUCGCUUCAAUUUGUGCGACGGCGUGAUCGACACUGAGGGACGGGCCGUACGAAGUUCUCGACUGGAGCGGCCCAUUAUGGAUCUCCUCCUUUCUUUGCAGAUUACGUUCGAAACGGCUCGACGUUUGCAAGUGCUCGAGGCCGAGGGAAGGACGGAGGAGUGCGUCACGAUACUCGACGACGUUAGCAAGCAACUGGAGGAAAGUCGAGACAUGUUGAGCAUUUUGACCCGCAGGUUUUCAGUUGCGAGGCCGAUACCGACGAAGCCGCCCGUUGAAAUUGUGCCACUCGCGGACGAUCAAAUGGAAAUUGUUGACGGUUACGAAACCGAUGCGGAGUUAGAGGACGAGGAGUACAAUUUGUCGAUGCACGGAAGCGAGCCCGACGAUUCUCCCUACCUGCAGGACGACGCUGACGACUCCGUUGAGAACCUCGGCAUCGUCCUGCUCGAGCUGAAAACCAAGCUCCUGCAAGACGAAGGCAAAGUAGGCAAGCAGGCUCGAGAGGAGCUGAAUCGCGGCGACAUAGUACGGUCGGUCCCGGCGGACGAACCGCCGCCACGGUUACCUACAAUACCCGACAUCGGCGAUGUCGGCGGUCUAGUUCGGGCGAUAACGUUUACCGCUAGAAAAUUGAACCGAUCCGAAGAGUUUCAGUUCGGAUUCAAUAUGUUCCCGGAAAUUCCGAGACCGUUUAACACCACUUACAAAUGUUUCUCGGUGGCCAUGCUUCCCGGAAACGAAAGGCAGGAUGUGGAGAAGGGGGGCAAAAUAAUCAUGCCCCCAUCCGCCUUGGAGCAACUAACAAGGUUAAAUAUAAACUAUCCCAUGCAGUUUAAGAUUGUAAACAAAAACACUAACCGCACAAGUCACUGUGGCGUUCUCGAAUUCGUCGCGGACGAGGGAAAGGUCUAUCUGCCAUUGUGGAUGAUGCACAAUCUGGUACUGGAAGAAAACGACUCGAUCCAGAUAGAAAGCGUUUCGCUACCGGUUGGAACGUUCGCCAAGUUUCAGCCGCUCUCCCCCGAAUUCUUGGACAUUACGAAUCCGAAGGCCGUGCUGGAGAACUGCCUGAGGACUUUUUCGUGUCUGACGUCCGGAGACGUGAUUGCGGUGCAGUACAAUCAGCGCGUUUACGAGCUGUGCGUUUUGGAAACGCAGCCCGGUAAAGCGAUCAGUAUCAUCGAGUGCGAUAUGAACGUCGAGUUCGCCGCGCCGGUCGGGUAUAAGGAGACCGAGGAGGUGAAGCCGCCCGAAGAGGACAUGGCGGUCGAUCCGGCCGAUCUGAUGCCCGAGUCGGCCGGUUUCGUCGCCUUUCGCGGCGCCGGCAAUCGGCUCGACGGGAAGCGUCGCAAGGAUUCGGGAUCGAUGGACGCGGCGAAUCCGAAGCCGGCGUACAAGCGCGGCAUACCCGACUACGAUUAUAAGGUCGGCACGCUGAGAUUCAUGCGAAUGAUUCCGAAGUCGGACGAGAACAGCAAGGAGGAGAGCGAGGAGUUCAAGGCGUUCAGCGGGGAAGGUUUCAGUCUGAGGCGGCGGGAUUAGAUUUAAUUAAUUUGUGUUGUAUUUUUUUAUCAGUUGUUGGCUGUUUCAAGUUAUUGAGGUCGUCAUGAUAGGUUUUGUUUUUCGCGUCUUAUAAAGGUUUCAAAAGAAAA